AUGUUCCUGCAUCAAAAUCCGAGCAAAAGUUCCAUCUCACCAGCCAUGGAUUUUCACCCCAGCGAGCGUCCAUCCGAGGGCGAUCUCUUCACAUUCGAGCGAUUCGAUAAGGGCUAUGACGCGGAAGAUAUAUGCUGUGCUAUCUGCGGUGCUCCCGGCUUUGUGAGUUCCGUCCCCCUGAAAAGUAAUAGCCUACUUAUAAAGAUCAAGGUGGUAGAAGCAGAAGUGCGAGACAGAAAUCUUGAACGAUAUAAGUGGUUUGUACCGCAGGCUAUCCGAGCUGAGAAUUAUCACUAUGAGAAAGAUUGGGAUAUUGCCAGCCUGCCAAAUCAUGAUCUACUGCUAGAAGUACUCGGCAUAGAUGAGACCGAGACCGACGGUGUGCACUAUGGGGAGCAGCUAUUGAGACUAGAACCCGUCCGUUAUGGGGAACACUCGUCGAAAUUAGUCCACCAUCUAUAUGCAGAGUACCCCUAUAUAACAGUACAUGCGGAAUGUCUUGAUAUGAUGCGAUAUCUGGUAGACUAUCGCCAGGCUCUUCUAAAAGCCGAAGUAUCAGUUCACCCAAUGUGUCCCACAACCCUCAGCCAGUUCUAUGAAGUAUUUGAACAGCGGUUAACUAGGGUACAUUCCGAUCAUCCUCUCGGACGUAACGGCUCGUUUAACCCCCGUCGCAUAGUUCAGCCACAUUGCUAUUACUUCCGGGAUACUGAGCUCUUUGAUAAUGUCGCGUGGGCUUUUGGGGAGCAAAAGGCCUACGAAUACGAAAUGGCACCAUUGCCUAUACCAGGACUUACUCAAGAGAUUCUUUCAUAUCUGCAACCUCUGCCACUGUCCCUCCAAGAACAAUCACAAUCUGGAUGCUCUCUUGAACUAGAGACACUGCCUAUCGAGCUCCAAGAUAUAGUUUAUACAAAUUUACAUCCUUUCAUCAAUCCCGAGCAGACAUGCACCCGCCGUUUACCACCAAGACUGUGGCGUGACUUACUUUUCAAUCGGCAGAUCUUGCCCUGGCUGUGGGAUUUGGAUAUCUCCGCCCUACAGAGCUGGCCUGUGACAUGUGCAGCAGACAGUUGGGAUUGGGAGCGCCUUGUUCGCACCCUUGCACAAGUGGAGAUAUUUGAACCGGGGCACCCGUUAGAGCAUGCUCCCCUCCGCCUGCGGAAUCGCCGGCGGAUCUGGAGACUGCUCGAGGAGGCCGAAAAGGAAGAUAUUGAGGAGUGGCUCGAUGCUCACGUAUAUAAGAGAAAAUGA
Messenger RNA from Aspergillus bombycis, 1254 nucleotides. RefSeq lists its product as uncharacterized. NCBI's taxonomy places the organism in Eukaryota, Fungi, Ascomycota, Eurotiomycetes, Eurotiales, Aspergillaceae. The transcript is spliced from 3 exons. The record is from RefSeq and is a predicted model, not a curated record. The coding region runs from base 1 to 1254 and encodes 417 amino acids.